GGAAGAUUUUGACACCGGAAGUUAUUCUCCUUCACGCAGGGUAGCUAGGAGGGCCGCUAACUACCGGUACCCAGUCUCAUAUUUAUUUUGCUCAGGCCUCGACAUGAGGUGCUAAACGCAUACAGGUUACCGGUAGUACCUUUAUUUAUAAUGUCGAUAAGUUAAGUCUGGAAUUCUUGGCAGCAGAGAGUUGGAGCUGUCUGCCGAUCGUUGGCAAGUUUCUUCCCGCCUUGCCCAACUCUUUUUGGAUACAAUGCUCGCUUGAGAAUGACACUCGAUCGUAUAAAAAAGGCAGGACGGUAGUAACUCGUUGGCGAAGAUUUGGACUCUGUCGGGUUCACUUUGGCUAAGGGCGUAAGGAAGCCCGCCGGAGCAGACGUCGGCUGUCCACAAGCACUUUAGGAUGGUCUUCCACGCGACGAGCACGCGCGUGCUCUUUCUGGGCUUCACCGCCUUUGUCGCCAUUUCCAUGUACAUCCUCGUCAUCACGCACCACGUGAAGUUGCCGCAGGUCGAAUAUUCCGCCCAUUCCCGCGACAAGGUGGCAAUGGAGGCGCUUCACCACGUGCUGCUAGAGGACUUUGCAAAGUACGACACGGAUGGUGACUCGAAGCUUUCCGUACAAGAGUUUUCCGCCAUGCUACAUGAGAGCAAUAACCAACUGAAGCAGUUGCAACAACAACAAGCCGAAAGCCUGCAUGGCGCGAUCAUGGCGGCGGUUAAGCAGGAACAGCAGCAGCGGCCGGGUGUUGACGGGCAGAAGCAGCAGGAGGGAAUUAGUAUUCGUACCAAUGACGGGGAGUACGACGAUGUGGAGGAAUCGUACGGCGGUGGCGAUUUAGACGGGGAUUACGUGGCGGAAGACGAGAAGACGACGGUAGCUACAGGGGCUAACAAACAGCAGCAGCAGCAACCGAAGCAGGAGCAACAGAAGCAGCAGGUGCAGGGUCAGCAACAACAGGCGGCUGUAGCGCCCUCUCCUUCACCGCAGGCGGCAGCGGCAGUCACGAGUGGCAGCAGCAGCACCGGCACCAGCAGUAAUGGUACUGCCACUGCCACAUCCAGCAGCAACAGCACCCCCGGCGGCGGCUGCCCGCACCUGUCCCGGGAGCACGUGGCGCAGUUCGCUCGGAACAACACCAUCAUGCUGACCGUGGCGGACUGGCGCAUCUUUGGAACCAUGGGAAUCAACUGGAUGAAGCACCUGGCCAAGUGGGGGGUGGACUACUACCUGGUGGGGGCCACGGAUGCAAAGACGUCGCAGUUCCUGGGCCACACCGGUAAGCACCCCUGCUUUAAGUUUUAUGAGGAGGGGGCGAGCCAAGGCAGCGACGAGUACAGGUACGGCGACUCGCACUACAACGCCGCCACCUGGCGCAAGGUCGUGGUGGUGAGCCGCAUGGUGCACUGGGGCUUCAAUGUCAUCCACUCGGACGUGGACGUCGUGUGGUUCAGGGACCCGCUGCCCUACUUCCUGGGUCCCAAGCUGGCGAAUGUGGACAUGGCGGUGUCGUCAGACCUGAUCAGCACCCAGAACCCCCCGGGCGAUGAUGGGCUGGAGGUGGGUAUGCACCAGCACACCAACUUCAACACGGGGGUCUACUUUGUCAAGUCAACGCCAGGCGGCAAGUCCUUCAUGGCUGGGUGGGCCGCCAUGCGUGGUACCAACAUCAACGAGAACGACCAGGUUGGAGUGUACAGCUUUAUCCGGAACCGCCCCGCCUUCCCCGAGCAGCGUGUGCUGGUGCUGCGGCACAACACGGGCGAGAUGGAGGCGGCCAGGCAGUUCGCAGCGGACCCGGACAAGUUUGUGAGAGUGCGGAAGGAGGACCCCCUGCCGGUGGCUACUGAGAUGCGGCUGGGCGCCCUGGGCGUGCACAUGCUGCUCAACGGCUACAGCUACUUCAUUCCCAAGCUCCACGAGAGCAUGAACAUCACCCCCCUCGGCAUCCACAUGACAUGGGUGCCGCUCAGCAAGGAGGGCAAGUUCCACCGCUUCCGUGAUGGCAUGUUAUACGACGACCCCCCGGAGUAUUAUGAUUCGCCCGACACCAAGUACCUGACAGCGGACAUUGAGGCCCCUGACGCGCCCUCGGGCUACAACACCUGGCGGGAAACCGAGGAUAUGAUCCAGGUGCACCUUAAGAACAUGCCGCCGCAACUGCGCCAGGUCUACCGUGCAAUUGCCGCCGCGCUGGCUCUCAACCGCACCCUCAUCUUCCCGCGGCUGCGCUGCUACUGCUUCAAGAACUGGUUCAUGAGCGAGCAGUGCCGCAUACCGGGGGACAAAGUGACCAAGUUCCCACUCGAUUGCGCCCUAGACCAGGUGUUCCGCCCCAAGGUGUUGUACAACUACCCGCCCCUGCAAACCAGGAACGGACUGCAGAACUUCACAUUCCGUGAGUACAGCCUACUGGACAACCCCCGCACCCCGCCUGCGGUUCGGAACGGACAGGUGUUGGUUGUCCCCGAGGGCGCAGACGCGGGCAACACCACCGGCUUUGUGGGAGUGGUGCGCGUGCGGCCGGGCUUGAUGCAGGACGAGCUGCUGAAGGCGCUUGAGGAGGUCAAGGACGCCAAGGUGAUCCGGUUGCGUCGCCCGAUUGAUAUAUUCGGAGGUUUCAGCGAUGAGAUUUUGGCUGCCUCCGUGUCCCAGUUCGCUGAGAAGGUGACCGCCAACUGGUGCUGCCGCGACGAGCCGUACAUCAAGAAGGGGAUGGACAGGAAGGUCAAGAUGCGGAUGGACUGGUAGCUAAAGAGAGAGGAGGGGUGCAGGAGCAACACGGGAAGGGGAGGGGAGAAUGAAGGACGUAUGACAGCUAAGGUUGUGGGAGAAGAUUGGAAGUUAAGGGGCGGACUACUGGUUGGAGGAUUAGGGAGUGGAAGGAGGGGGGGCAACAGAGGAGUAGCAGCAAAGAGCAGUAAGGGUAACGUUGACCAGGGCGCGGCAAUAGGGGGUUUAGGAGAACGGACAAUGAGGGCACCUGCAAUUCGGCGGGUGUCAAAGAAGCAUUUGUGCCUUUCGAACAUGUCUAUGGCAGCUUGCUUGCCCAUGGGUUGUUUGGUUCUUUGGUUUGUGAUCUGGACUGCUACGGGCAUCCAUCACCAUGUAGCUAGCUCCCACCGUGUCCCCCUUAGUGUAUUGUUUCAGCCACAACGCGUGCCAUUCACAUUACAGACCAUGCAUGCGCGGGUUGGUGCAUCCUCCUAGGACGGACACACGGACAUGGGUAAUGCCCCCCGAAGCCGCUUCGUGGCGGGGGCUCCGCCCAAAAGGGCUCGCACGAUGCAUACUGCGUAAGUCAGGAUAGCUAGGGUCUUUCAUUAGGACAUUGCUGUGGCGCCACCCCGGUGUAAGCUGUGGGCCGCGAUCCGGCUAGUGUCAAUAUCCA
Astrephomene gubernaculifera is the source of this 3392-nucleotide messenger RNA. Lineage: Eukaryota; Viridiplantae; Chlorophyta; Chlorophyceae; Chlamydomonadales; Astrephomenaceae. The record is from the annotation of a GenBank genome assembly.